Prinia subflava (tawny-flanked prinia) is the source of this 18592-nucleotide messenger RNA. RefSeq names its product ribosomal protein S6 kinase A5 (gene RPS6KA5). Bases 314 to 2674 code for a protein of 786 amino acids. Gene Ontology annotation, molecular function: ATP binding; protein serine/threonine kinase activity; magnesium ion binding. The record is from RefSeq and is a predicted model, not a curated record. NCBI's taxonomy places the organism in Eukaryota, Metazoa, Chordata, Aves, Passeriformes, Cisticolidae. Gene Ontology annotation, biological process: regulation of DNA-templated transcription; peptidyl-serine phosphorylation; intracellular signal transduction. The transcript has 17 exons.
GGCGGCCGGAGCCCGGGGGAGGGGAGGCGCAAGGACAUGGGCUGGUUCUGAGCGCCGGGGGAGGGAAGCCGUCGUGCGUGUGCCUCCCUAGAUUUUAAUAACUGUUUGUUGUUGGGUGGUGUAGGUUCGGGUUUUUCUCCCCCCAGCCCCCCGUUUUCCAGCAAGGCGGAGGGGAGAGCGGCAGCGCCUGCAUGGCUCCUCUGCCCCGGAGCGCCCCUGGAAAAUAGAACCCGUCUCGGGCCAGGUGACAUCCCCCCGCCGCCGCGCUCACACUCGCGGGAGCGGCAGGGGCGGGGGAGCCGCCCGUGAGGACAUGGAGGGACCCUCGGGGGAAGCGGAGCUGCCGCUCCUCACGGUGAAGCACGAGCUGAGGAACGCAAAUUUGACAGGCCAUGCAGAGAAAGUUGGCAUUGAAAACUUUGAGCUCCUGAAAGUUCUUGGAACAGGGGCCUACGGAAAAGUAUUCCUAGUGCGGAAAGUAAGCGGCCAUGAUGCUGGAAAACUGUAUGCCAUGAAAGUACUGAAGAAAGCAACAAUAGUUCAGAAAGCCAAAACAACUGAGCACACCCGGACAGAGCGACAAGUCUUGGAGCACAUUAGGCAAUCACCGUUUUUGGUCACGUUACAUUAUGCCUUCCAGACAGAUACAAAGCUUCAUCUCAUUUUAGACUAUAUAAAUGGAGGAGAAUUGUUUACUCAUCUUUCACACAGAGAGAGAUUCUCAGAAAAUGAGGUGCAAAUUUACAUCGGAGAAAUCGUUUUGGCACUUGAACAUCUCCACAAGUUGGGGAUUAUAUAUCGGGAUAUAAAACUUGAGAAUAUUCUCCUGGAUUCUGAUGGCCAUGUGGUGCUGACAGACUUUGGUCUAAGUAAGGAGUUUCUUACUGAUGAGAACGAGAGAGCAUAUUCCUUCUGUGGAACAAUAGAAUAUAUGGCUCCCGAUAUUGUAAGAGGGGGAGACACAGGACAUGAUAAGGCUGUUGAUUGGUGGAGUGUUGGUGUUCUUAUGUAUGAAUUGUUAACUGGAGCAUCACCAUUUACAGUCGACGGAGAGAAGAAUUCCCAAGCAGAGAUUUCUAGGAGAAUAUUAAAAAGUGAGCCACCUUAUCCACAAGAAAUGAGUGCUCUGUCUAAGGAUAUAAUUCAACGGCUUUUAAUGAAAGACCCCAAGAAGAGGCUAGGGUGUGGUCCCACUGAUGCUGAUGAAAUCAAACAGCAUCCCUUUUUCCAGAAUAUGAAUUGGGAGGACUUAGCUGCCAAAAAAAUACCAGCUCCAUUUAAACCAGUAAUUAGAGAUGAAUUGGAUGUCAGUAAUUUUGCAGAAGAGUUUACAGAAAUGGAUCCAACAUACUCUCCUGCAGCAACCCCUCAGACUUCAGAAAGAAUAUUUCAGGGAUAUUCUUUCGUUGCACCUUCUAUUUUGUUUAAACGCAAUGCAGCUACAGUAGAUCCUUUUCAGUUUUACGUGGGGGAUGAGCGACCUGGAACUACAACUAUUGCCAGAAGUGCUAUGAUGAAGGACUCUCCAUUUUAUCAUCAUUAUGAACUGGAUCUGAAAGAGAAACCCUUGGGAGAAGGAAGUUUUUCCAUUUGUCGAAAGUGCUUACACAAGAAAACUAGCCAAGAGUAUGCAGUAAAAAUAAUUAGCAAAAGAAUGGAAGCCAACACCCAGAGAGAAAUAACAGCUCUGAGACUCUGUGAAGGACACCCGAAUGUAGUGAAGUUACAUGAAGUUUUUCAUGACCAGCUUCACACUUUCCUAGUAAUGGAAUUGCUGAAGGGAGGAGAAUUGCUUGAACGUAUUCAGCAAAAGAAACAUUUCAGUGAGACUGAAGCCAGUCACAUCAUGCGCAGACUUGUUUCAGCAGUGAGCCAUAUGCAUGAUGUAGGAGUAGUCCAUAGAGACCUGAAACCUGAGAAUUUACUAUUUACAGAUGAAACUGAUAAUUCAGAAAUAAAAAUAAUUGAUUUUGGUUUUGCCCGUUUAAAACCACCUGAUAAUCAGCCUCUUAAGACUCCGUGUUUUACUCUUCAUUAUGCUGCCCCAGAGCUCUUGAAUCACAAUGGUUAUGAUGAGUCUUGUGAUCUGUGGAGUUUGGGAGUCAUUUUGUACACAAUGCUGUCAGGACAAGUGCCAUUUCAGUCUCAAGACAGAAGUUUAACAUGUACCAGUGCAUUGGAAAUCAUGAAGAAAAUAAAAAAGGGAGAAUUUUCCUUUGAAGGAGAGGCAUGGAAAAAUGUUUCUGAAGAGGCUAAAGAGCUAAUUCGAGGACUUCUUACAGUGGAUCCAAACAAAAGAAUUAAAAUGUCUAGCCUGAGAUACAAUGAGUGGCUUCAGGAUGGCAGCCAGCUCUCCUCUAACCCUCUGAUGACGCCUGAUAACUUAGGCUCUUCAGGAGCUGCAGUGCACACGUAUGUCAAAGCCACUUUCCAUGCCUUUAACAAGUACAAAAGGGAAGGAUUUUGUCUCCAGAAUGUGGACAAGGCACCUCUUGCAAAAAGGAGGAAAAUGAAAAAAACAAGUACAAGCACAGAGACACGUAGCAGCUCUAGUGAAAGUUCCCAUUCUUCUUCCUCUCAUUCUCAUGGUAAAACUACACCUACAAAGACAUUGCAGCCCACGAAUCCUACAGACAGCAAUAACCCAGAAACCAUCUUCCAGUUCUCCGACUGAGAAGCAGAGGAUAUCCUGUCUGGAGGAGUUCAGUGGUUAUAGACUUCGGCAGUACCUGUAUUGUCUUCUCCUGCCCGUCCUCCCUUUGGCUUACAGGCUGCUGCAGGAAGACGUCUGUUGCUUUAGAAAUGUAUUUUAGUCAUACCUUUUUAGCUUUGUAUUUCCAUACCUUUCCUUUUGGCGUUGUUUGGUAUCACUGGAUAUAGUAUAAUACUGUUAUACAACCAACAUUGUAUUCUCUGGGGGCUGAAGUACUGGUGUGCAGUCAAGCUCAAGGUAAGUGGCUCUGCUGCUCUUGGUACCACUUGGAAGAAGACUGUUCCUCAGUGUCACAACCCUCUUCCCAGUUUCUUCCCCACUGCUCAAAGAAAGGAAAGCUCUGUAACAUAUCUAGAACUUCGGAAUCUUCUGCUCUUAGCCAGCUCUGUGAAGAAUGUUAUAGAAUUUGAUUCUUCAUGCGUGUAAAGAAUCAUUGGUACAAUGCACCAAAGCAGUAUAGUACUUUAAAGCCUUUUAAAUUUAUGGUUACAUUCUGUCCCAUUUAUUUGAAUUUUAAGAUCAAAAAUGAAGCAGUAUAGAACUCUUAUUUUCUUUAAAAAAUAACUCCACAUAUCUUGUUAUAAACAACUGAGAAUAGCAGUCUUAGAUUUUAUUUAUUUUUUUAUUUUUUAAAAACGCUUCUAGAGUAAAAGAUAUCUGAUAAGGUGAGAAUUCUAAUACUGUGAUACAAGAAUUUUUUUUUUUAAGUUACUAACUUCUAAAAGAUUUUACAGAUUCUAAAAUGUAAUGCUAUAAGAGAAAACUAAAUUUCGUAUUUCAUGCUUUGAAAAGUGAUCACAGGUUAAAAUACCUAUUUCAAGAUUUAAUUAUAAUUUAUAUUUUCUUUUUAUAGUUACACAAUAAUUUUAAAAUACUAAGAUUUUUUUAAAGAUGAGUGAACUCCAGUUUCAACAUUUGUUACUAUAGGGUCCAUAAAAAUGCAUACCAAGUUAUUUGAAUUUUGCAUUGUGCAAAUAUGGCAGUCUAAUAGUAACUGUAAAAUAUUAGAAUAUAUGCUUUAUUUUUUGCACUUUAGGACAUCCAAAGGAGAUGUUUUAGAAUAAAGUGCACUCAGAUCUCUCUUCCUACAAGGUGCUGAGCACUGUUUUAUUGGGCUGAAUGACCUGAAAUCCACCAUAUUUGGUGGUUGUGGUCAUUGUGAAGGAGAAUUCUGUACUUUGCAGGAGUGAAUCCCUGUAUAUUACCCACUGUUUUCAUUCCUUACUGUAAAAUGCAAAGCUCUUUCUAUUUUGCUUUUACAUUGUAUAUAACAAAUACUAGACUUGGGCACCUUGUGUAGUGUAGAUGUUAACAACUUAUGCACUGGGAAUACUAAAGGGAAAUUAUAUUGAACACUGUGCUUCACAACUUGUUCACUGUGGUGUUCUACAGUGAAGUAUUUCCUACUGUGAUAGUAUAGUAUGUAAAUAACUGUUUGGAAUCAUAAAUGUGACUUACAGAAACAUCAGCAUAAACUUUUAAAUCAGUAUAUUUUAUAAAUUUAUGGAGAGCUCUUUUAUAGCUUGUAUUCUUAAUGACUAGGGGUAACUUAAGUGCUAAAGAUAACUCCUGUUUUGCAAAUGCUUACAUGUGUAAGUUUCCACUGAAGUCAGAGAGGCUCCUUGUCAUAUGCCUAAAUUUGUGUGAUGGAAGACCAAUUGACUAGAGGAUUUUGUUAACAGCUGUCUCUAUCCUAAAGUAACCUUAAUCCAAACCCUAUGCAAAAAAAAAAGGUUAUAGAAAUUGUUUAUAUCAGUGGUUUUAUUUAUAGAAUUAUAUCAGAUAUCAGUAUUGACAAAUACAAUACAUCCAUGUUUACAGGGAUUGUGUGUAUCAAAACAAGGCUUUGUAGCCCAACAUGUUUGUUCUGUGUUUCUUUAAUAUAGAUAAUGGCAUUCUGAGGUUUUGGAAUUGCUCAUGUGAAAUAGUUUACUACUUUCUUGAUGUGAAUGUCAACAGUAAUUGCAGCAUUAAUUUCAGGUUGAUGUGAAUAUUGAGAUUUGCACUGUUUAUGUAGAAGUAGAAUAUUUAAAGAUCAGUCUAUGUGCUAAUAACACAAUCAGUUUUAAGUGGCUGAUGUUAAAAUAUUGAAAAAUAAUUGUCAAUGUAAUAUAUUCAGGUUUGCUUUCUGAAUGCUCUCUUUGGAAGUAAUCUCAAUAGUGAACAUGGCUCAUUUGUAAAAGAAUACUUUUCCUCUCCCAAAUAAACUUGCUGUAAAUACAACAAACAAUCCACCAUUAAUACUUGUUAUGCAGACGAUGUAAGUGAAUUGGGAGAUUGGAGAACAGGUUGUAUGUAAAGUUUGCACUUUGAGGAGUUCGUGGAACUUGUUGUCUUCAGGAUGAUGACAACAAAAAGCAAUUUCAGUCUGAUUUCAUUUAAGUGUAAGAAACUUUUGGAUACCAGGUGGAUUUGGAAUAUUGUGACCCAGCUAAAAGAACUUGAAUGUUAGGAACACGGAACAGUUUUUUCCCUGUUGGGAAAUUUAAAGUGUUUCUUGACAAACUGAUGAAAAAUGAAGAAUGUUUGCACUAAACAAUAGGUAACAAAGAUACUAAGUACUAGAGAUAAUGGCUGUACUGUCAAUCUUUUUUUCUACACAGAUUUUGAGUGACUGUUGUGAGACUGAAGUUAUUAGUAUACAUCACUUGUAUCAAAGACAACUUUUAUAGCUGAAUAUUUCUGUGUCCUCUUUGUGCUCCCAUGGUAGUUGUUUAAUAAAAAUUUAAACCCAGGGUAUUUCUUUGGACAGGGCUAAGUACAUUUAGGUAUUACCUUGUCUUUGCUUUGAACCAGUUACCCAGGGUAGCUGAAAUGUUUCUGACCUCUGACUGCCUGCUGCCUCCAGGUAACAGAGCUCUUGAGGAAGUAGAUUUGACAGUAAGCUGUCUGAAUUUUUAGAUUAGCAUAAACAACUGUACAUGCUUUGUACAUGUACAUGUACAUUGAUACAUUGAAACUUGAGUUGCAACUAGGCUGCUUAAGAGUAAGUUUACUUCUUGUUCUGAUGUCUCUGCAGGAGUGUAUUUACUCUUUUGCAGAACAGUGUUUUAAUCUCUUGACCAGCCUGGAACUCAAGGUCAUAUAUAAAGACCAUGGGCCAUGUUUGCAUACUCAGACCACUGUUUCAAAUUUGAAGUGUACAAAUUAAUCUUCAUUAGUACUAUAAAUACUUUAUAUUGUCUUGGUGAAGAGAUGUUACACUGUAAAUGAUGUAUAUACUUGGAUUAAGUUUUCUUCACAGUGCAGCAGCACUGUGAUACCUCAAUCAGCUUUAAUGUUGGUAAUGAUAUCUGUCUGCUGUCAGAAAUACAGUGCUAUCAGCAAUGUUGUAGGCAGAUUUGUGUGAAAAGUCAAAUUUCUUAUGAGUAAAAAUUUCAAUUAGUGUGGGUUUUAAUCUAAUCUUCAAAGUACUCAAUAUCUGGUAAAGCCAUUUCUUUGUAAUACUUUUAGAAACACAAAUACUUCUAUUAGCAGGUAAUUCUGCUAAAGCAUUUAAAGAAGUACAAAGAAAAUAACAUGACUUACUGUUUCUCUGGCUUAGUGAAAUUUCUAUACUUCAAGGAAAAGAAUCAGUGUAUAUGGCAUGUGUAUUGUUUACUGCUAUGAAAAAAAACCCUAUUAAACACUUUGUUAAACAAUUGGGAGCGAGGGGCAACAUGUAUUGCAUCACAGAAUGGAUUGAGGCUUCAAACUGGCUCUGCUGAUGGACAUAUUUUCUCAGCCCUUUUCCAUGGCUACUUUUCUGAACAAAACAAUAAUUCCUACACAGCUGUAUCCCUUCUCAGUCAUCUGAGAACAGAAUAAUUCUCAGCAGAAAAUAUGGUUCAGUGGUUGUAAUGAAAUGUUACACAAACAUCUUAUAUUUUUAAUUUGUGCAUGUGUUCUCUGCAUGCAUGUAGAUGCAUGCUGUAUUGCAUGUCUAGAUCUCAAUUUAAAGUAAUAUGCCUUGAUUAAGAGAAAUUGUAUUUUAAAAAUGGGUUCUGAACUCACACAGAUUUGGAGGACCAGAUAAGGACACUGCCACAGAACAGGAAGGUUGUAAGAAGUCAGAGGUGAGAAGCUUCUGGGAAGAUAUUUUCAGGGGUAAUUUCUCCCUUCGCUAUCUCCAUGUGCAUGUAUUAUUCACUGACAAUGAGUUGCAAGCUUUCUUGCCAGUUGUCCAACAUAAAUAUAUUUCCUACCUCUGCAGGUGCCUGAGUAUCUCUGUGUGUAGCUUUAUAACAUUUAGUUCAUCAUAUUGAAAUUCUUCAUUCUUUCUUCAUUUUUUCCCCAUGUGAAGUGGAGAAAGUGAGUCUUUUUCAAAUUCCGGUUUUUGCAUGGCAAAACAUGACAUUGCUUUCCUUCAGUUGAGAGAGUUGACUGAAUAUUGUGGAUUGAGAGAACAGAAUAUAACAUGGAUAUCUCAGCUAAAGAAAUAAAAGUGCUUUGAUCACUGUCUGCCAGUGAGGAACACUUCUCAGUUUGGUCCUUUGGCCCACAAGGCACCAGAUUCUCUAAAAGGAGAAGAAAUGAGAGCUGUUCUUUUGCUCUCACCUGCCAUCACACACUUUUAUAUAUCACAUAUUAAAUAGAUUCUGAAAGUUCAGAACACCUGUGUAGAAAACUCAGACUGAUUCCUCUAGUCUGCACUAGAAAAUAAAGCUUUCAAUUACAUAGACCAGCUGAAACAGUCUCUUGUUUGUUGUAUCCAGAAACUGCAUAAUGGAGAAAUGCAAGAGACCUGCAAUAACAUAAAUUUCAAGAAAACCUGUAUUUUGGCAACCUUCAUGUUCUUUGUGAUAGAAAUGGAAGACAGCAAUUGGCUGGGAAACAAUUGUAAGUAUUUAGGUAGAGAUGCUAUGGGCUGCUCUGACUAAUACUUUAUUCAGUGGUAGAAAGGAAUCCAUAUUAUUCACAUGUAAAAUUGCUUUUAGAAAUUGGCAACCAAUCUAGCUGUAUUUACAAGAGCCAUGCAGAAGUCUGCUGACUUCCUUUGAAAUGCCAGUAAUAAAGGAAAAAAACCAGAACUCUUCUUUAAUUGCUUCAGGAACUGCCAAAAAACCUAACAGACAAAACUGCAAACUGAUUGCAAACUUCUUACAGCUUUCUUAAUACAAAGAUAUUUGUCAACAAAUCCAGCAUCAAAUGUUAUCAAAUCUUGGUCUUAUUUAUGUUCAUCUGAUUUUCCCUAGUUGUUUUUUUAUUUUGGUAAGUAUGUAGUUGUCUUAGUAUGACCAAAGGUCUAUUUUCAUAAGUAGGAGAAAAAUCGAAGGAUUUAGGAUUAGGCCUUGUGAAUAACCAAAAGAAAUCUGUUUGGAAGGGUAACCAUUUCAAAGUAUGCAUAUAUAUUAAUGAUAUUUGCUGAUGAAAUUGUCUAACCAAGUACAUUUUAUCUAAGUCACAGGUGUGAUUUUGUGUGACAUUCAGCUAUGCUAAAAAGGCUUUCAAGUAUGAAGUCUUUGGAGUUUAGGAGAGUCAGAGGAAGGGGGAAAUUUAAAGAUGAUGCUGCAAAGAGGAUUGUCCCUAAGAUACUGAAGUGACUGGUUACAGAGGUACCAUCGUAUGGGCUGCAGAAGCUCACUCAGUAGUAAUAGUACACAUGCUUCUUUUCCUUUAAAAUUAAUAUAGAGUGGAGAAGAGAAACUAAAUUCACAAAAGCAGCAAAUACCUCAAAGAUUAUCUCAGAUGUCUCCUUAAUGAGUUUUCAUCCUUUAAACAGAUAUCUCUGCUGUAUGUAACAGUUACUCUUGUUGAAGCUAUGCCUGCUUGAGGGAACUGGAUCCCUCUCUGUGGUGAUGUGCUCACUGUAGAGGGAUGCUAAAAAUUAGAACUCAAGGUGCUGUGUCCCUGCUGCUUUUAAGUUCAAGUGUUCAUACAGUGCUGUUCAGUAUGUAUCACCAUGUCAGUCCAAUUGAUAUUCAGCUGUGGCAGGUCAGUGCAAUUUUAGUGCUGUCAAAUUAAAAGGAAGAGUCGAGAUCUACUUCAGGACCAAAGUAAGAACAGGUUUUGAAUCUUAACAUACAUGUGGAUUACAAAAAUGAAUAAAAGUUUGGCAUUGGCUUUCGACCUUGACAGUCUAAAGAUGCUCCUGCAGCAAAUGUGGAUACGUCCAGAUAUCUGUACAGUAUUGAUCUCUUUCACCUGCAGAGAAAGAAACCUGCAAAAUUAUUUCAUGCCAGAUAAAAACUUUUGCUGGAGUCCUAGUAGAAGAAAUCAUCCCUAAUUUCUACCUUUACCUUUGAAGCUAUGAAGGCAAAAAUGAAUUGGUGACAGAUUCUGACAGCUGGUUAUAAAGGAGCAGGCUGUGUUAAUUUGCUGCGAGAGGAACAGGGCGUUCUAUUUCAUGUGUCAGUGUGGGCAGGGAGUGGGGAGAGGGAAAGAAAUGGGAAGAAGGGAAUGCUGAGUGCUUUGCCUCUCUGUAAUUUACAGGACAUUCUGGUUGCACACCGUGCUUUUGAAGGAGCAAUGAUCUCCACAUUCAAUUAAAAUAUUUUUGAAUGAAAAAACCCACACAGAUUAACCUGACAACUUUUCUUCUUGGAAACAGUGCCAUUUUUAAAUGGCAAAUGCAGCGUCGUGGACUUUGAUUUCCUCAUUUCCUUAAUGGCAGUUAUCAACAGAUUACAGCAAAAUUUUCUUUCUGACAAAUACACACCUCUCUAAAAUAAUCUUUGUCAUGCCAACAAAGUGCAAAACCUUGUGAUAGAAGGUUAUCAAAAAGCAAGAGAAUUUUUCUCAGUAUUCAGAAAACGAAUAAGGACUGUUGGAGUGAGUCCACAGGAGGAUUCUGAAUUUGAUGGAAAAAGUAUUAGAAGAAAGGAUAAUUUUUGAAUACAGUGGUGGAGAAAAUACAGGAAAGCUGUGUUCUAGAAGACUGCUCAGGAUGUAUGGAAGAUUGGUGGAACCAGAUGUCAGGUGAAUGCUCCUGUCUCUAGAGCUGUUAAAGCAUAACUGUGCCUAUUUGAAGAAUGAUAAGCCCAGCCUGUAGGCCUGUCCUGUCAGAGCCACAGGUUUUAGGAAAAUCUAGUGUUGGGCUUCUUUCUUGGAGGUACUUCUUAUUUGCAAGUCUUGUUAACCACCAGGGUAUGAUCAACAUUUAGGAGAUGAGACUCUUCCCCUACUUUGGAAUGGUAACUGUAACUGCUGAUCUUCAGCAGUCUGUUUUCUUCUUCAGGCUAUGAUGUUCAAACUAGGAAGAGAUUUUGUUUUUGUUGCCCCACAUUGUGUGGUUAACCACUGUGGUGGCUUCAAAGUUAACGCAAAGCCAUCUGGAGAAAUACCUCAUGUCAUUGUUAACGAGUCACCCUCAGAUUCCCGUAGGAGAAGCUCUUGCCUGAGCUGUGCGCAGUGCAGAGCAAGAGCCUGGAUCUUCCCUGUGGUUGCUGGUGGUCUGCACAUCCAUUGUUCUUUCUACUCUUGAAGUUGUGUGUGCUGGGAAUGCUUCUCACAGAAAAAUGUGAAAAAAAUAAACCAAACAUCUGUAUGCUAAGCAGGUGAUGAUACUUGGGUGAAGGCAGUUUUAUGGGUAAUAACCAGGGAGUUUAUUGGCUGUUGGAAUAUGUGUGACUUCUCUGGCGGUAGGGAGAAGUAUCUGAACAAGUCUCUAAGACAGACUGAUGGUAUUUGAGCUAUUACUGAUCUCUUCCUCUCUUUGGAGGAGAAUGUAGGAAUAUGUCUAUAUAUGGUAAAAUCCUAUGGUAUAAUGGUAUCAUCAUAUCUAAAGAAUCCUACAUUUUUCUAGUAUACAUUUGGAUUAAGUAAGUUAUUCAGGUUUUUUUUAGGUUUUUCAGGGUGUGUAUGGUGUUUGCUUUUCAUUACUAUUAUUUAUUUUUACUCCUCUUAUUGUAUACUUAGCUCUGUCCUGGCCAUUCUAUUUAUGUUAACCCACUUAUCUCUGAUUUCUGUAGUCUUUCUGCUUGUUCUGAAGGGUAAUACAUGGGUAUUUCUCCCCAAAAAGAGCUGUAGUGUCAAGUGACCAAUUUACCAAGGAAAUAAAAGUAUGAAGAAAUGCUAUGCUAUAAACAUUUUCCUUUAUCAGUGUGGAAAUACCCAGCUUAAAUUGCACUGGUCAUGAAAUAGGUACCUUACUCUUCAGAUGAUUUACCAGACAAACAGAAUGGGUAGUGUUACAAGUACAAAAAGAACAGUUUUAAAAAUAGCUAAAUAAAAACUUUGGGCAGGGGAAAUGAGUGCAAACCAAAAGGUAUGAGCUGAAGUAGCACCUUCAAACUUGUAUCUAAAUAUACUCUGAACAAGGUGCCAGAUCUGGCUGGCUGUCUUAUCUUUGACACUUUGAAGUACAGUUAGGUCAGCAGCAGGUAGGAGAAAUCAUCUUUGUCCUGUAGAUGUGGAACUUCAGAUUUGCAGGGAGCUGUGCUUGGAUCCAGUAGGAGCAGUAAGAGGCUGAAACUGGCAGUCCCCAGAAGUUCUGUUUGUGAAUCAUCUUUGUGAAGAUAGCAAAGUCCACAGGAGGAUAGUUCACAUCCAUUUCCAAGCAGCUGUAGCCACAGUAACAUUAUUGUUAUCUACUUGAGUUUUUAUCAAGCAGCUAAAAAAAGCAUAUGUGCUGUUCUUACUUUAUCUGUGCUGAUAAAAUGAUCUCUAGGGCAGUGAGGCAGACGGGAAAUUAUAUUCUGUGGUUUCAGAUGAAUGCUAGACCUUUUGGAGGCUUCUCUGAUCAUGUUACUGUAUUUUAAAUGAACCAUGUUUCAGUCAUCAUCUUCUCUGGAAAUACCGAGUUGAGCUUUUCAUAGAAAGGAACCAUGACAUAUCAGAGGAUAUUAAGAGGAAAAAAAUUAAUUUUAGAGAAUCUCAGAAGCUGCAGAGUUUGUCUUCUGACCUACAAGAGCAAGUGUUAGGCAAUAGAGUUCUGAAAGGUUGAGUUAGACCAGAUAAGGUAAAUUGUAGUGUGUAAAGCCAACUGAAUAUUGUAAGAACAUCAGAAAUGUAAUGCUGAGUCAAACCAGUGGGACCAGAAUUGCACCAGCACUCCAGUGCAGAUUACAGUGUGGGCUACGCUGUGGCUGCUUUGUCCUCAGUAGUCUUUUCAGUGAUUCUUGGUGUUUUGUAGGUGCCACUGCACAAUGCAGCAAGGAUUUCAGGCAAUUGUCUGUGAUUUCCUGACAUCCUGUAUCAAAUAUUAAUCAGCUGUCUCUAGACAAAUUACUUGUGUUUAACCAGUUCAUGUUGCCUGAAAAACAUCCAGUCUUGUUCUGGAGACAUCAAGACUAGAAGACUCCGCUGCCUCUUUGGUAUUUAACCAAAUAGUUAAUUAUUAUAACUUUUAUAAGAUCUGAUUUCUUAUAUAACUUUAUUUGGAGAAGAUCUAAACUUGUUUGGUUUGGUUUUGGUUUUUUUUGUUUUCCGUGUUACUCUGUUUUUAAAUGCUGUUUUCUUUACAUGAUAUUUAAUUUCCAGAACAUAAAGCAAAUUUUUUUUGAUUCUGCCAGUUAUGACAUAAACUGGUGACUUAUCAGAUCUCUGAACUCAUAUUUGCUAUGCAGAAAUAGCAGCUCACACUUGUUUACUGGGUCCACUUCAUAGUGUUUCUGACCAGUAGGAGUAUGGAUCUCUUGGAAUUAUCCCCAGUUGAUCCUAGAAAGUCUCCUUCUCCCCUCUCUGCUAAGGACCUUUGCUACAUUAUAACGUGGCCUUGUAUGCACAUUUUCUCUUAGGGUCGCAUCAGGCUGGGCAGGCUGUGUUCUCCCACUGUCUUCCACCUUCCUUUAGCUCAUAGGCAGGAGCCCCGUGUCCUCAGGAUGCCCCUGGUGUUCCAUGACCUGUCCAAAGGCUCAUGAUGAGACCCAGGGGAGCCACUCUUUGUUUAAGACUAUUUCGUACUAAUUCUGGAUCUGCUGAUUUUUAAAAGACUUCUCUCCAGUAUUAACAUAAUUGAAACAUCUAAUUUAAAUGCAUGAUCUUUCACUCUUUCUAAACACAGAACAAAAAUAGGUGCUGAGCACUCCUUUGUCACCAACGUUUUUCUUGCCUCUGGAUACUAAUGAGCUGAUGACAUUGAAACAAUUAUUCAUUGUCCUCGACAACUUUUUAGCUAUUUGUCAUAGUACUCACAACAUGCAGUGUUUUCUGUCAAUGUUUUAAGCUAUCUACAGGUUUAGAAUUUUCCGAAGUUAUUUGUAGCUUUCGACUCCCUCUGGUGGUCUGGCAAUGGAGCUGGCAAAUAGUUUAACUAUUGCUGACUGUAGCAAGCAACCCGUUUGAAUGAGUGUGACAUUGUAUUUAUUUUUACUCUUAAGAAACAGUGAAAAAUGGUACGUGGCUGGUUUCCUGUUUUGAAAAGGAGAGGCCUAAUGUAGUGCAAAACCGUUGUAUCUUUCUAAAAACAUAAAACUACUACUUUUUAAAAUCCAUAAUUCUAUUCUGGACACUAUUUUCAUAAGUAAAUCAAAAGAAGAGGAAAAUGUCUUUGCCUCUGAGGUUCAGCUUGUCUAGGAAGAAAUUAUUUUUUGAGUUUAAGCUAGAGAUUAAGCUACAGUCUUCACAUCAAGAAUUUAGCUGAACUGUGUCUGUAAGUUUUGUUAUUGUGCAAAGAUGGUGCGAGGCCCCUCUUCACCUGCUUCCCUAUGAGCAGUGUUGGACAUCAGUUUGAAAUAGAGCAGGAAAAAGGCUUACCGUGAGAACAGCACAGUGAAAGACCCAUCAUUAGACCCUAACCUGGCUUUUCCGUGAACUUAAAAGUAGCCAGAGCACUUAUCUGAAAUCCUGAGAUCUUUGAACAAGACAAAAAUGUUUUACACUAACAGGAUAAAAAAAAAAAAACAAAAAAAAACCCCAGCAAACUAUAGCAUUUGUCUUCCCAUUUUGCUUCCUAUUUCUUACUACAUGUUAAUAUAGGAUAGCACAUUUACUGGCACCAUAUAAUUCUAAAAGUAUGGUUGUGGAGCACAUCGCAAUUCAGAUAUAAAUACAUUUAUUUAGCCUCCAAAAAAAAAGUGUAGUGCAGUUUUUUAAAAAUUCUAGGAGGUGCCUUUUUUUUUUUUUUGGUGUGUGUAAAUAUGUUCACCUGUGGUGCAGAGGAUAUUUCCAGGCGCAGUGUGGCAGGUUUAAAAUGUAGUAUGAAACACUGAGCUGGAAGAAUGUGAUUGUAGUAGAUACUGGCAGUUGAGUGAUACUCUGUUGCCCUUUCAUUGGCAGUGCUGGCUCCCAUUUCACGAGUGGGCUUGGAAAGGACCUCUUUUGGAGUCUGACUUUUUUUUUUUUUCCGGCACAUUUAGUAAUUAAAUUUUGGAUUCAGACAAUCAGUAUCAAUGACUGCGAGCCCCUGUCAUUUAUUAAAGACUGUGAAUUAACAUCAAGUGAUUUAAUGAAAUAGUAAAAAACCAUCUGUUUGUCUGAUUGUACAGGCAAUUCCAUUUUCAGUAUCAAUUGCCCGUUAUCUCACAAGUGCAGUAUGAACUGAAUCAGUUUGAGGGCAACAAACUACAAAAUCAAAAGUCCAUUGUGAAGAAAGCUUUUCAGGUUCCUAAGUUUUCUUGAAUUGUUUUGUGUAUGAUUUUAACUCUCGAACAGCCAUAAGGGCUUUAUGAUUUACAAGGUAAUGUACAUUUGCAGAUGUAAGUAUUUUAUAUCUAAGCAAAUAAAUUCAUCUAAGUACAAAACCUUGAAAUGUUGAAAUAAUUUGGUAAAAGUUUAUUUCACUUUUCACAUGAUUGUCUUCCUUGCUAUGAGCAGGGGUGGCUGGUUUUAUAAUGGGCUUGUUGUCAGAUUGUUGAUUUAGUGGAUACUGUUCAGUCUCACUUCCCUUCAAACAGUAUGUUUAUACUCUUGAAAAGGAGACAAAUGUCACUGUGAAAUUAUUUCCUCAAACAAUUUUCAUUUUCAUAGAGAUUACUGACUUCAGUAGGAAUGGAGAGCUGUGUAGUUGCCUCCUUUCACUAACAAUGUUGCACAAACUGAAAAAAAAACCCCUUUGAUUCCAGUAAAAGUUUUGCUUCCAUAAUGGUUAUGAGCUGUGCUUUUCUCUGUAGAGAAAUUAAUUAUCACACUAAUGAGUUUUGGCAUGAGAAUUUUCUGCACUUCACAUUUGAGAAAAUAGCAGACGGUAGUAGGAGUUGAUUAUGAUUGUCUUAAAAUACAAAUAAUAUUUGAAUUGCAUCUCUGAUCACUUGCAGUAGGAAUAUAUUUAACAUUCUAAUAGUCAUUACAAUGUUGAUUUUAAUUGAAAGAUAAAAGAUUGUUAUAAUUACCAUUUGUGCUGAGAAAAAGCUUUUUAAUGUUUACUUUUUUAUUUUACUAUGGAUAUAUAAAAAAAGGACUUUUAUGCUGUCUUCUGUAGCAUCACACUUCCCCCAAAAUUGUUUUCUUUCUUUGAUGUAUGCUAUAGGUAGAAAAAUAAUUUUAAUAAUCAGCAUUAUGACUAGCAGUUUCAGACAAACCUUUUGGAAAAAAAACACCAUACCAUUGGUCAGUGUGCCAAACUAAAACCAGAGUAGUAACUAAACUUGCAGAGUAAACACUUUUUCUUUAAAUAGUGGAACAACACUGGCCAUUAAGCAUUGCUAACCUUUGACACAAGUUGGCUGUUAAUCUUGGAUUCUUCCCUGCCACUUCAGUGGAGAAUAGUAUUUGUCUAAGAAGCUAAAAAUUUGGUCUGGAAUAAAAAACCCAUUGACCCUGUAAGUUUGCUUGCAGGAGGUUUUUUCCUCUGGUCUGGAUUUUGAGCAUUCUAUUUUCAUAUGUUGCCUUUAUAAAUGCAAGUACUUUUUGAAUUGGUUUUUCUAAUUCCUUGUUCUAGAAUGUUUAAUAUCUUAGCAGAGAUUAAAGUGCUACUUUAUUUAAGUCAGUUAAUAGUCUUUCUAACACUGUCACCUGCUUAAAGGCCCAUCACACCUGUUUCUCAUAGAUCUGUGUGGAGUACUGGUGCAGAAAGUUUCUUUACCAGGUUUAUUUUCAGGUUGUGAGAAGCAUGAGAGUACCAUAUCAGUGUAUGUACUGGGUUUGUGUGGGCAGGUUUUGGUAGUGGAGGGGACGCUGCAGGAGUGGCUUCUGUGAGAAGUUGCUGAAGCAUCCUUCACAUCUGACAAAGCCAAUGCAGGUUGGCUCCAGGAUGGAUCCACCGCUGGCCAAGGCUGAGUCCAUCAGAGAUGAUAGUAAAACCUCUGUGAUAACAUACUUAAGAAGGAAAAAAUGUUACUGCACAGAUGUAAUUGUGACUAGGAAGAGAGGAAUGAAAAUGUGUGAUAGGAACAGCACUGCAGGAGCCAAGGUCCGUGCAGAAGGAGGGGCAGGAGGUGCUCCAGGCACCGGAGCUGGGAUUCCCCUGCAGCCCGUGGUGCAGCCCGCGGUGAGGCAGCUGUGCCCCUGCAGCCACGGAGGAUGAGGGAGCAGAGAUCCAGCUGGAGCAGGUGGAUGCCCAGAGGAAGGCUGGGGAUCCAUGGGAACACGCUCCUGACAGGGACCUGCAGACCCGUGGAGAGAGAAGCACAGGUCAGGGAGGAUUUGCUGGCAGGACUUGUGACCCCAGGAGGGACCCACACCGGAGAAGCCUGUUCCUGAAGGACUGCAUCCUAUACAAAUGGACCCAGGCUGCAGCAGUUCCUGCAGAACUGUAGUCCCUGGGAAGGACUCACACUGGAGAAGUUCAUGGAGAACCGUCUCUCAUGGGAAGAACCACACACUGCAGCAGGGGAAGGACUCCCCUCCCUGAGCCAUGGCAAAAACAACAGGUGAUGAACUCACCAAAACCCCUGUUCUCUGUCUGCCUGUGCUGCCAGAGGGCAGGAGGUAGAGCCCAGGAAAGAGGGAGGGGUGGGGGGGAAGGUGUUUUUAUGAUUUAGUUUAUUUCUUAUAACUCUGCUCUAAUUUUGGUUGGUAAUAAAUUCAAUUAAUAUCUGCAAAUAGAAUCUGUUUUGCCUGUGCCAGUAAUCAGUGAGUGACCUCUGCCUGCCCAUGUCUCAACUCCUGAGCCUUUUGUUGUAUUUUCUCUCCUUGUCCACUCUGGAGGGGAAUGAUCAUGGCUCUGGGGGGUACCUGGCACCCACCCAGGACCAGACCACCACAGAGUGUAGCUGUGUAGUGAAAGGCCCUGUUUCUUCAUAGCAAGCUCAUGAAAUUGCACUGAACAAUCCACAACUUCUUUUCCCCCUGUGUUUGGGGGAAUUGGAGUGCGAGAGGUGGCAUAAGGCAAACUUGAUUGACAAUACAUCUUAGUUACUUUUCCUGGAUUUUGUAUUUCCCUCCUUCUCACCAAGUAUUUGGUAUAUUUGGUAGCCAGCAGCCUCACCUUACAAGCUGUGUAUUUCUAGCCAAGUACAUGUAUACUCUGGUCUGCCUCAACAGUGUAAUAAAUAGGCCAUUUCCAGAAAACAACAGUUUGUUUAAGGUUGAAAAAAUAAGGGACACUUGAAAACGUGCUUGUUUUCUCUACUACUUUUAUGCUAUUCAUUCCAAAUACAUUAUUGUAUUCCAUUAUGGGUCAUCUACAAUGGAAUCUUCUCAGAGCCGUCUUGGGUGUAUGGAAGUUUCAUUAAUGUUAAAGCAGAUUUCCUAAGCAUUUCAAAAUGUGCUAAUUCCUUUUGCAUAGAUGUCUCACUUCAUAAAUAGGAGCUGUUGAGAGAAUAAGCCUGAUGAGCUGCAAUGUAAAUAUUUUAAUACUAUUGCUGGUAGCUUUUAGUGAAAUGAUGCGAUCAGUGCUAACAAAAUGUGUUAGAAUUGUUGUGAAUCAAUAUGAAUAAUCUUCAUAGGCUAAUUAGCUCUUUUAGAAAGUUGAAAUUUUAGUUUUCAUAGUCUUAUCUGUAAAAGAACUAGUAGUUAUACUAACAAACAUUUUGAAUUAUCAUUCUUCUCCUCCCUAAUUUUUAACUUACCUUUUCUCCCCAGUAAAAAAACAUGUUAUAGUCAGUUUGAUGUUCUCUGGAGCUUCUGAAAAAUUAUGUAUGCAAAAAAUGCUUUAUUACUUAUUUCUCCUUUUGAUUUUGUUACGUUAUUAAAUCCUCUCUCCAGUCCUCCAGUACUCCAUUGUAUUUUUUAAAUGCUGUUAUGUUCCGCUACCAUUUCAUUUCGCUUUUAAAAUCUGAAAAAUAUUUUGUUUGAAAUGGGACUGUAACCUGAAGGUGCUAUAAAAGUAACUUGACUAAAAGGCAAAUUACAAUAUCUGAAUUUUGUGUUAUGCUUUUAAUAACUCUGGGAAUGAGAAGUAAAUUACUUGAAACACUGAAGAAGACGUUUCAUGCCUGUCACGGAGUUGCAAUAGCUGUGAUGGUCUAAGGAUGAUGGAAGCAAAACAAGAUUUGUUGGAAGUAGUAUUUAUUACAUUGAGGAUAUAUAGCUGGGGAACACAGUAGCAAAACACCUGUAGUUGUGUAAGCCUAGCUCUGUUCCUGGUUAAUUAGUGAUUCAAUGGGAAUUACAGAUCUUUUUAAAAAUGCUUGCUGUUUCUCAUGUUUCAGCUGAUGAUCAAAAUGAAACAAAACUUCAGAAAGCACCUGUCUCUAAUAUAUGUGAUGACACACAAACUAGACAAUUGUUUAGAAAUUCUGUUAUGUCAGCAGCUCUCUCAAUGCCCAUAGGCAAUGUCAUGUUUAAAUUUAACAGAUCUAUUUAUAGAACAGCCAGUAGUUUUACAUUUGCCCAAAUUUGACUUCUGGCUUUGUGAACUUGUGAUUUCUGAAGACCAACAUGUGCUAGAUCCAGAGGAGUGCAAUGAAUGUAAAAGCAAAAAUUACAUCCAGCCUGUUUUUUGAAUCUUCUUCAUCCUCUGUGACAGUCAUCCUCACAAACACAACCAAUUUCCUAUGGCUUCACUGAUUUCUCAUUUCUAUGGAUUAAAAGAAUUAAUUGUACAAGUCUGCACUAUGAUCCAAGGAUGUGGAGCGAGACGCUCGAAUACUUUGAAUUCACAUUGUGUGUAACUACACUGUAUCUCUGCAAAACCUGUUC